Molecule: messenger RNA, 3956 nt
Organism: Mustela lutreola (European mink)
Lineage: Eukaryota; Metazoa; Chordata; Mammalia; Carnivora; Mustelidae
Gene: ACOT12
Product: acyl-CoA thioesterase 12
Exons: 16
Coding region: 352-2019 (555 amino acids)
Cellular component (GO): extracellular exosome
Molecular function (GO): acetyl-CoA hydrolase activity; lipid binding
Source: RefSeq, a predicted model, not a curated record
ACAGUUUACUUACCAAACACCUGGAUCCGCUCAGCCAGGCACGUGCUAAGAGUUGCGUCCGUGACCUCAUUUCAUUCUUUCCACGGUCCUCUGUCAUAACCACUGCUCACCUCCCCUCACAGUAACAAACUCGGACCGUUCCCAGCUUUGCCAACCUCGGUGACCCGGGAGUUGGCUGAUAUCCCUGGCACCCCAGAUCCCAGCUCCCCGUGCACCUGGCGGCCAGCAGGGAGCGGGAUUCGGGGCAGAAGGGGCAGGCGGCGCGGGUGCCCUGCGGGGCGGGGGCGGGCUCAGCGCGGACAGAACCUGCGGGACGCCGGCGGCGCGGGGGGCUUCGCUGUGGGCUGGGCCAUGGAGCGCCCGGCGCCCGGGGAGGUGCGCAUGAGCCAGGCCAUCCGGCCCGCGCACGCGAACUCGCGCGGGGAGCUGAGCGCGGGGCAGCUGCUCAAGUGGAUCGACGCCACUGCCUGCCUGGCGGCUGAAAAACAUGCCGGGGUUUCCUGUGUUACAGCCUCAGUGGAUGACAUACAGUUUGAGGAGAUGGCAAGAGUUGGACAAGUUAUAACCAUCAAAGCAAAAGUUACCAGAGCUUUCAGCACAAGCAUGGAGAUCAGCAUCAAGGUCGUAGUCCAGGACAUGUUGACUGGUAUUGAGAAACUUGUCAGUGUGGCUUUCUCUACCUUUGUAGCCAAACCAGUUGGAGAAGAAAAGAUUGAUUUAAAACCAGUCACACUUCUAACUGAGCAAGAUCACAUGGAACAUAAUCUGGCUUCUGAGAGAAGGAAAGUUCGAUUACAUCAUGAAGAUACCUUUAAGAACUUGAUGAAGGAAAACAGCAAGUUUGAAGGCCCCAUCUGUGACCAAGAGGAAGGAGUGGUUCCCACGAGUGGCACAUCUGUUCAGAGCAUUGAACUUGUCCUCCCGCCCCACGCAAACCAUCAUGGAAAUACGUUUGGUGGCCAAAUUAUGGCAUGGAUGGAGACCGUGGCUACUAUUUCUGCAAGCCGCCUCUGUCGAGCACACCCCCUUUUGAAGUCUGUGGACAUGUUUAAAUUCCGGGGACCAUCUACUGUUGGAGAUCGGCUUGUUUUCAAUGCCAUUGUCAACAAUACAUUUCAGACCUGUGUGGAAGUGGGAGUGCGUGUGGAAGCCUUUGACUGUCAGGAGUGGUCUGAGGGCCAAGGCCGGCACAUCAACAGUGCUUUUCUCAUUUACAAUGCUGUCGAUGAUAAGGAAGAACUGGUCACAUUUCCCAGAAUCAAACCCAUGUCAGAGGAAGAUUUUAGACGGUAUCGUGGAGCUAUUGCACGCAAGAGAAUUCGCCUCGGCAGAAAAUAUGUUAUUUCCCACAAAGAAGAGGUGUCACUCUCUGUACACUGGGACAUAAACAACCAGGGAACCCUGAGUAAUGCCAAUGUGGAGGCUCUCAAGAAUCUGGCAGCCAGAAGUGGUUGGGAGGUUACCAGUGUGGUGGAAAAGAUAAAAAUAUAUACCCUGGAAGAGCAUGACAUUUUAUCUGUUUGGGUUGAAAAGCACGUGGAAAGACCAGCACAUGUGGCUUAUCAUCUCCUGUCUGACUUUACCAAGAGACCUUUGUGGGACCCCCAUUAUGUGUCCUGUGAAGUGAUAGAUUGGGUGAGCGAAGCUGAUCAGAUAUAUCAUAUCACUUGUCCUAUAGUGAAUGGUGACAAGCCCAAAGACUUGGUAGUGCUUGUAUCACGGAGAAAGCCUCUCAAAGAUGGUGACAGUUACAUGGUGGCAGUGAAAUCCGUUAUUCUACCAUCAGUCCCACCUUCUCCACAGUACAUCAGAAGUGAAAUCAUCUGUGCGGGAUUUCUCAUCCAUGCAAUCGACAGCAGUUCCUGUACCGUGUCAUACUUCAACCAGAUUUCUGCUAGCAUCUCUCCUUACUUUGCUGGAAAUCUUGGUGGCUGGUCAAAAUCCAUUGAAGAAACAGCAGCCUCUUGUAUACAAUUCUUAGAGAAUGCUACUGAGGAUGGAUUGAUAAACAUAUUUUAAAUGGACAAACCAGCACAUGUCAAGUUGGCCUCCUCUACAGGACAACAUUUAAGAGUUGAAGGACUUCUUCAUGAGAGUUUAGAGCGUUAAGAAAUUAGGUACAUCCUGCCAUCCGUAGGUCAAAUCUCUACCUCUGCUUCCCCUGCCUACCCCUACCCCAGCCCAUCUACUUCCCGAACCUAGGUCUGGUGGUUAUUUUUAUUCUAUGUCAGCAGGCUUUCAUUUACACGAACUUUGGACUGUGCUUCAAUUUUAUGAAUUAACAUUGACAUACAGUAAGAAGAGUGGAUAUGCAGGUUUAAAUGACUAUACAGAUCAGAAGUAGAUUUUUGAGAAUAUUGUUAGAUUUUAAAAAAGGCAAAAAAAUUAGCAAUAAAGGGGUUACAUUACACUAAAAUUUUGUAUGGUAAAAUUUCAAACCUCUCCUGUAACGGAGAUGCUUCUAACUUCUGCCUAUCGGAGGUCUUUGAAUUUAUAUUUUUUUGGAAAAUUACUGCAAUAAUGAUUUGAGGUGUUGGUGAAACAUCCAAGGAGGAAAUGAAAUCAGGGAUAUUAGGACAGAUGGAUUUAGGACUCAGCCUUGGAAAAGUGAAAGAUAAGCUUGUAAGAGGUGGCAUUUCCAGAGGAUUGAUGGAAGAAUGCUAAUGACGAAGUCCUAGGGGAUGCAACAGAAAAUAUUUUUUUAAAGAUUUAAUUUAUUUAUUUGACACAGAGAGAGAGAUAGUGAGAAAGCACAAGCAGGGGUCGUGGCAGGCAGGCAGGGAGAGGGAGGGGGGAAGCAGGCUCCCUGCUGAGCAAAGAGCCCUAUGUGGGGCUUGAUCCCAGGACCCUGAGAUCAUGACCUGAGCCGAAGGUAGACACUUAACCGACUGAGCCACCCAGGCGCCCCUCAACAGAAUAUUUUUUAAAUGUAAUAAAAUAUUUCGUAUAUUAUUUUUCUGAUACACUGGUAUGUCAAAUACGUAUUUUCCCCUCAAGUCUCCUCUCCAUCCUAAAGCUGCAUUAGAAUGCAUGUGACCUUGUUUGACUUCAUCACAACCACAAUCCCAAGUACCUAAAAGAGUACCAGAAACACAGCAGGAACUGGAGAAAGAUGCAGUGCAUAAAUAAAGUUAAUGUUUGCCUUCCUCACUUGAGGAGGCUUUUGACUCUCCAGAGUCUUUGGCACCUCAUAGGACAGGUGAAAUAAAUCUGGGUGUGUUUGGACUAAAUGUCUAAGACAGUACUGCUGCCCUCUUCCAGCUGCACGACUUGGGUGAUUUCUUUUAAAUGGCACUCCUUUCUGGGAGGCUGAGCUAUAUUCUAUCCUGUUUUCCUCUCAUCAAAAAUAAAACAACAGCUCCUAUUAAAACUAGCACUGUUGAGGUAUGCAGACAUUAAAAUAGAGAAAAGUGUUUCUUUUCUUAUUUGGUAAAUAUUUUGCUUUUGAAGCAUCAGUGAAUAAUCACAGCUGUUUCCUUUAGUUACAAAUGUAUCCAAUCAGGUAAAAUUCCAAAUGAAACACACAAUCCACUGGAGUCAUUCCAUUAAACAGUACAAUGGGAGCCAUAAGCCUUGUGAAAUAUAUGUAUUAAGUAUGCAUGUAUUCAUCAAAUCAAAGAAGCUAAUGGGUCUCUAAUUAGUGUUCUAACUCUGUUACAGUGAAAGUUGCAUUCUCACCUGGACGCAUCUAAAACAUGUGAACAAAAUGCUGCUAAGAGUAAUAUACAGUCUGUUAAGUGACAUCAUUCUGGCCGAAUACCCAAAACUAAAUUUCGGCUGGAAUUUCUCUCUUGAAAAAUCAAGGACAAAGAAGAGCUGCUGUUAAGUAUUCUUCUAUUUUACCUCAAUAAUUUGUACUUCUUUAUGUCAAAACUAAAAUAAAUAUUAACCAAAAUUAAUCUUACCUAGACUUCACAAAAGAUGGUAUUUCCAAAGGGUUUGUACCUGGACAUAAA